Messenger RNA from Echinops telfairi (small Madagascar hedgehog), 3893 nucleotides. It is a transcript of the gene OPRK1, whose product is annotated as opioid receptor kappa 1. The coding region runs from base 1 to 1143 and encodes 380 amino acids. The transcript has 3 exons. Gene Ontology annotation, molecular function: dynorphin receptor activity; neuropeptide binding. The record is from RefSeq and is a predicted model, not a curated record. NCBI's taxonomy places the organism in Eukaryota, Metazoa, Chordata, Mammalia, Afrosoricida, Tenrecidae. Gene Ontology annotation, biological process: G protein-coupled opioid receptor signaling pathway; sensory perception of pain; neuropeptide signaling pathway. Gene Ontology annotation, cellular component: neuron projection; membrane.
AUGGAGCCCCCGGUGCAGAUCUUCCGCGAGGACCCGGUCCCCACUUGUGCGGACAGUGCCUGUCUGCGCCCCAACAGCAGCGGCUGGUUCCCGGGGUGGUCCGAGCCAGCCGGCCCUGGAAAUGGCAGCUCGGCGGGCACCACGGAGGAGCCCGCGCAAAUCUCUCCGAUCAUCCCCAUCAUCAUCACGGCCGUCUACUCCGUGGUCUUCGUGGUGGGCUUGGUGGGCAACUCGCUGGUCAUGUUCGUGAUCAUUCGAUACACAAAAAUGAAAACAGCAACCAACAUUUACAUCUUUAACUUGGCUCUGGCAGAUGCCUUAGUGAUGACAACCAUGCCCUUCCAGAGUACGGUCUACCUGAUGAACUCUUGGCCAUUUGGGGAUGUGCUAUGCAAGAUUGUCAUCUCCAUUGAUUACUACAACAUGUUUACCAGCAUCUUCACUUUGACCAUGAUGAGUGUUGACCGCUAUAUCGCUGUGUGCCACCCUGUCAAGGCAUUAGAUUUUCGCACACCCCUGAAGGCAAAGGUCAUCAACAUCUGCAUUUGGCUCCUGUCAUCAUCUGUUGGUAUAUCUGCAAUAGUCCUUGGAGGCACCAAAGUCAGGGAAGAUGUGGACGUCAUCGAGUGCUCCUUACAGUUCCCGGAUGAUGACUAUUCCUGGUGGGACCUCUUCAUGAAGAUCUGCGUCUUCAUCUUUGCGUUUGUGAUCCCUGUGCUCAUCAUCAUCGUCUGCUACACGCUGAUGAUCCUGCGCCUGAAGAGCGUGCGGCUCCUCUCGGGCUCCCGCGAAAAGGACCGCAACCUCCGAAGGAUCACCCGGCUGGUCCUGGUGGUGGUGGCUGUCUUUGUGGUGUGUUGGACGCCCAUUCACAUCUUUAUUCUGGUGGAGGCUCUGGGGAGCACCUCCCACAGCACCGCGGCCCUCGCCAGCUACUACUUUUGCAUCGCCUUGGGCUAUACCAACAGCAGCCUCAACCCCAUCCUCUACGCUUUCCUUGAUGAAAACUUCAAACGCUGUUUCCGAGAUUUCUGCUUUCCCCUUAAGGUGAGGAUGGAGCGCCAGAGCACGAGUCGAGUCAGAAAUACAAUCCAAGACCCUGCUUACAUGCAAGAUGUGGGGAGGAUAAACAAGCCAGUAUGACUAGUCGUGGAGAUGUCGUCUUACAAUUCUGUAGACAGGGAUGAGUUCAAUGAUCUUGGUUCAACUCAGAUUACAACCACCAUCUAAGGCAUCGGAUAGAGCACGUUUUAAACACACUCUCGGAAAUCGUGUGGUCUGAAUCAUGUGCCCAGAUCAGUGGAAGCAGAAGGCCGGAGGGGCUGAAACAAAAGAUAGAUGAAGCCAAAGUUAGAAAAGGAAGCCUGGCUUCUAUUUUCUGAAUGAGCAAAGAAACAAACCUCGUUGCUCUAGUUACCUAAUUCUAGCUCAGCAUCCCUCUGCUGCCGCCUUCAUGUGCAACAUGGUUUCCAAAACUAUGUUUAGAACAACAAGAAAAUGUUGAUUUCAGAACCUAGUAGACAUCCAGCUAAGAUGGUUAGCAUUAACUACAGCACCUACAGAAAGAGUGAUGAUAAUUUCUGAACUCCUCACGAGCUUUGUGCUCUGUGGGCUAGCAUUACAUGUGGCGGUGUGUGGAAAAUUCUGGCUGAUGUGUGCCUCAGACACCCAUCUGAUGUCUCUGAUCUUCCUGUGUAAUAGAAUAGCAUCUUGUUAUUCAUGAAAGUAUUUAAGCAUGCUAAAGGUGGUUUCUAGCAUAGUUUACCCUUUUUGCUUAUUACUGAUGUAUGUGUAUCAUGUUAUUCUCAUCAGUAAUCUCAUGAUAAAGCAUGUACUAUUGUCAAAUGACAACGUGGUUUAAAUAGGAUAGUAAUUAUCUCUAGUUUAUUCUGUAAAUGUAGUAUAUGUGCAAAUAAAAAUGGACUUUUAUUUAGCCAGGCCACUUCCUAGGUUCUGCUAAAGAUCUUCCUGAGAUAUUUAGAGCUGAGGUGUAAUGUUUUCCACUCCCAUCAGCUGUUCCCUGGGACCUGAUCAUCCUUAGUGCUUUACCAGUGUGUGUCGCUCUUGUGCUCAUGUGUUCAACUCACUUUGAGGCUUCAACUCUAGACAGAAUCUAGUUUACUUGUAGCAUCUCUUUAUGAAUAUGGGGCUAUUUGUAGAUCUUAGGAUAUUAUUCAGUUGCUUUCAGCACAAAGUAAAAUUGUUCAUAAGUGCAGGCAGAGUGAUGACAUUAUAUCUUUUACUUUGCAAGGACAUACCUUGACCUUGUGUUCUGCAAAGACUACACCUGCUGAGGAUAAUUCCACAAACAGCACAUUUAGCGUAAUUUUGUUAAAAUCCCAGAUGACAUAUAAAUCCUUGCCCCCCCUCUAUUUCUCUUGAAACUUAUGGUUUCAGAGUUAAUGGCUUUUUUUGAUAAUUUGGCUCAGCAGAAGAAAGGGAUAAUUUAGAAAUAAACCCAUCCCUUCUUAAAUUCUCUGUUAUGUGGGUACCACUCUCUAGAACCUAACAGGAAAAUCAAAUGUACAGACCUUUGUAGUUCUACAUCGUAAUAUCUGUUCAGUUUUGUUCACUCGUGCUUUCUCUCUCAUGCAAAUACUAUUUUUUGAAAACAAAACCUUGCACCAGGGUUUUUUACAUAUGCUUUCAGAAGUUUACAUUGAUCAUUUAUUAGAUUUUUCUGGCAUGUAACAUAAAUGACAACAGGUCAGAUGGCAAGGCUUUUCCUGAUUGAAAUGACAGGCUCUUUGGGCAUUUCUAAAAUUUCAUUAAAAUUCUUAGAUGUCAUUAGAUUCAUUGAAUUAAAUAUAAAUAGAAUAUAUUUAAAUAUUUCUCAAUGUUAACGUCAUGGUUAAAAAUCCCAAGGAACAUAUGAAAGGAAAUCUGUAUCUUGGGAGAGUAGUACUAGCAUUAAACUCUAUUGAAAUCUUUGUGAAGCAACAAAGCCCAGAAGAUUUUCUGGGUGGAUUCUAAUGCAAAACAAAAAUUUAUCACCGAUGCAAUCAUGGAGUUAAAUUAUAGUGAUGUGUUCUCUGUACUACUCUACAAGACUUCCUAGGAUUAAUUGCCAUUAUUGGAGUCUGACCUUUUACUUUAUCAUCUUGGAUUUAUCCUCAUGUAAACUUUUAGCCAAAGAAAAGAGAGGAGGAGUCCAUGAGUGCUAAUGAGAGAUAGUUAAGCUUCUUUGUUACUAUUACUACCUGUUCCCCAAAACAUAAACAAGGAGAUGAGAUGUAUCUAUUUUUUAUAUAACUGCAUUAGGGAAAAAGAGAUCAAACAUAAGAAUGAUUGUAAAGAUGGCACAGGACCAGGCAGUGUUAGCUCUAUUGUACAUGGGUUGUUAUGAGAUGGAACUGAUUCAAUGGUACCUAACAACAACAAUGUUAGGGAACAUGGUGAAUGGAAUAUACUGAAUGCGGUAGACCUCAUUGCGUGAAAUACAGAGUGGAAUAAGAUAAUGGAAAAAAGAUAUUAAUAGUCAGAAAAAGGACAAGGCUGAUUAUGGUAUCAACCGUCAAUUGCUCAAGUUUAAGGUGAAAAAAUUAAAACAAGUCCAGGAAAAGCAAAGACUAACCUUAAGUAUAUCCCAUCUGAGUUAGAGUCUAUCAGAAGACUACAUUUGCAUACUGAACAGCAAUGACUUUAGAUCAGAUGAAUUGUGAUAUGACAACAAGGAUAUCACACAUGGAGAAAGCAGAAGGUCGUUAAAAAGACAGGAAAGGAAAGAUUGAAAAAUAGAUGCCAGAAGAGACUCUGGAAACUUGCUUCUGACCAUAGAGGAGCUAAUGUGAACGGAAAAAAUAAGAAAUUUGCUGAACAGAAGAUUUAAAAGCGUGGCUCAAGAAAGUAAUGUAUAUAAAAAAAGAAGGUAAUGUAUAAUGAAAUGUGUAGGA